AUGACUAACCCACCAGUCGGACUCUUCCUCGCAGGGACUGUGCUGCUCGUCGGGGUUCCCCGCAGCGUGAGCGACGUGGUGCACGUGAACUACGGCUACUUCAGGGAGUCCGCAGGCCACCUGUGGACCUACGCCAUCGACGCCCACUCCUGGCACGACGUGGAGACGAACACCACGUACAGGUACACCUUCUGGCCCCAG
This is a messenger RNA of Prorocentrum cordatum, 201 nucleotides long. The record is from the annotation of a GenBank genome assembly. Lineage: Eukaryota; Dinophyceae; Prorocentrales; Prorocentraceae.